Anopheles marshallii is the source of this 2712-nucleotide messenger RNA. It is a transcript of the gene Sf3b2, whose product is annotated as splicing factor 3B subunit 2. NCBI's taxonomy places the organism in Eukaryota, Metazoa, Arthropoda, Insecta, Diptera, Culicidae. The coding region runs from base 1 to 2712 and encodes 903 amino acids. The record is from RefSeq and is a predicted model, not a curated record. The transcript is spliced from 2 exons. Gene Ontology annotation, cellular component: U2 snRNP; precatalytic spliceosome; U12-type spliceosomal complex. Gene Ontology annotation, biological process: mRNA splicing, via spliceosome.
AUGGACAACAAUUCAGAGCAACAAACCAACGGCGCGAUGGUACCGCCACCGUCAGAAAUGCUAAUGGGUAUGCCGGUAGAAAUGGUCGAUGGUGGCGGAUGGCCUGUACAAAUGGUACCGAUGAUGCAGGACGACCACCCUAACAUGCAACAAACGGAGCUGCACGAGUUAGAUCAAGAGGAGCAGGAGGAGGAUGACGAGGAGGAAGACGAACCUGAAGUUUUGCAACAGUCGCCGGAAUUGUCUCCUCCGCCCGCAUUGAUGUCGUUGCAGAUAGACGAUCCCGAGGAGUUAGUGAAAAAACCUUCCGAACUGGUGCUGCCGAAAGCGCUAGAGGAUGUACUGGCACUGAAGACGAUUCGCGCACAGGAGUUGGGAGCAGAGGACACGUUAGAUGCAUCGGUUGCCGUGUUACCUGGUGGUUACUUAGAAGCGGAACCAGCCAUGGAGUCUGACGAUGAGAAUGCGAACGAACCGAGUGCAGCUGAUGCUGAUGGAGACGAUUCGUCCAUGCCUGGCGCCUUUUCCGACCCCAGUCAAACCCGGGUGGAGGGAAAGCAGGACAAAAACAGACGCAAGAAGAAACGGAAGAAGGAAAACCGAAAGGCUCGACGGGAGCAGAUGCAAAAAGCACAUGAACAACGGAUGCAACAGCAACAGCAGCAGCAGCAACAAGCACAGAAGCACCCUGAAAAAAUAAUGAAAACCCAACAUACAAAGCAUAAACCAACACGUUCGAAAGAUCCGGAACGGGAAGCUAGCGAGGAAGUCGAACAGGGUGAGGAAGAACGCGUGGGAACAGAAGCUGAUGCGCCGAACGAUGAGGAUGAUGACAGGGAGUCGGAGGAAAUGGUGAAAAAAGUGAACGGUGAUCAAGAGAAAAAUGGCGAAACAGAAGAGAUGGAAGAAGCGGAAGAUGGUCAUCGUACAAAUGGAGAAAAGGAAGUCGAGGAUGCAGAAUCGGCUGAUCAUGCAGAGGGUGAAGAAAACGAUAAAGAGACAUCAUCAAAACAACAACAAGCGGAAACGGUGAGCACCGAUGACGAUAUCUUGAAGGAUGUGGAGAUCGAGUACGUACCGGAAAAAGUAACCAUCGCGGAUCUUGGUCCGAUGUAUCGGCAGUUUUAUCGCGUAUUCGAAAUAUUCAAACUCGACACCAAGUCAAAGGAAGCGGUAAAGAGCGCGGAAGAGACGGACAAAGAGAAGGCAGCAGCCGAGACGAAGAAGGUGGACGAUGGGCUGGAUUAUGACUACGAUGAUAUGGGAGACCAGGAUGAGAAGGACGACAAGGAGAAGGUUUCCAAGCGCAAGCUAAAGAAACUGAAUCGGUUGAGCGUGGCGGAACUGAAACAGCUGGUAACGCGCCCCGAUGUUGUCGAAAUGCAUGAUGUAACGGCACGCGAUCCGAAGCUGCUAGUGCAACUGAAGAGCCACCGGAAUACGGUGCAGGUACCGCGGCACUGGUGCUUCAAGCGCAAGUAUCUGCAGGGCAAGCGCGGUAUCGAGAAACCACCGUUCGAUCUGCCGGCGUUCAUUAAGAAGACGGGAAUCAUGGAGAUGCGCGCAUCGCUGCAGGAAAAGGACGAAGCCAAGACGCUCAAGGCGAAAAUGCGUGAACGGGCCCGGCCAAAGAUGGGCAAGAUCGAUAUCGAUUAUCAAAAGCUGCACGAUGCUUUCUUCAAAUGGCAAACAAAACCGCGCAUGACUAUUCACGGCGAUCUGUACUACGAGGGCAAGGAGUUCGAGACACGCCUGAAGGAGAAAAAACCGGGCGACCUGUCGGAGGAGUUGCGUAUCGCUCUGGGCAUGCCGAUAGGGCCAGCCUGUCACAAGAUUCCACCGCCGUGGCUUAUCGCCCAGCAGCGGUACGGGCCACCGCCGAGCUAUCCCAAUCUCAAGAUACCGGGCUUGAAUGCGCCCAUUCCAGAGGGAUGCUCGUUUGGAUAUCAUGCCGGUGGCUGGGGUAAACCCCCGGUGGACGAAAGCGGCAAACCGCUGUACGGUGACGUGUUCGGUGUGGCAGGAAUGGACGGAGAGGGUGGUAUGGGCGAGGAAGAAAUCGACCGGACCGUGUGGGGCGAGUUGGAAUCGGAAUCGGAAGAAUCGUCCGAGGAGGAAGAAGACGAGGGCGAAGAUAUGACCGCACAGCCAGACGAAAGUGGACUGAUCACACCAGCGGAAGGACUCGUGACACCGUCCGGUCUUACCAGCGGUGUACCGGCCGGCAUGGAAACGCCCGACACGAUCGAGCUGCGCAAGAAGAAGAUCGAGAGCGAAAUGGAAGAUAACGAGACACCGGUACUGUAUCACGUGCUACCGGAGAAACGAAAUGAGCGUAUUGGUGCUGCUAUGAUGGCAUCGACGCACGUGUACGAUAUCUCCGCAGCAGGUGGAGGUGGUGGUGCUGGUGGUCCAGGUGCCGGUGGGCCUGCGGCAGGUGCCGGUGGUCGUGGGGCGGGUCGGAGCGGUGGUCCUGUGGACCGCGAAGGUAUGGUCGAACUGGCACUCGAUCCCUCCGAGCUUGAUCUGGACAAUGAGGCGAUGGCGCAGCGUUACGAGCAGCAGAUGCGAGAACAACAGAGUCACUUGCAGAAGGAGGAUCUUUCCGACAUGUUAGCCGAGCACGUUGCCCGGCAAAAAUCGAAACGGAAACGGCAGCAAACCGACACAACCAGCAAACAGUCGAAAAAGUACAAGGAGUUCAAGUUCUAG